CAUCCGUCCGACGAGGACGGAAAGGGACCGGCGUGAGGGAAACCUAGAUGACCCGUUCCUGGGUCGGGACCAGAGAGCCUUCCGGGCUGCGCCUUCGAUCGCCGCCCCGCCGCCUAGGGUUCCCGCGCCUGUAGAUCGGGUUUGGGGGACGAGGAAGGGGAGUGCCAAGUAAGGGAACGAUGGGGCCGAGGCGCUCCAAGCGCGUUUCGUGGGCCACCGGGGCCAAUCUCUGCAAGGUAAGGUUUUUUAUUUCGGAGGAUUCCCCUUCUCAAGCUGGAUUGAGACCGCAGGACAAUCUCCAAGCAAAAGGCUCAUGGUUAAUGCAUGCAGCUGGCCCAAGCUCAGAUGAUUCGCUGCCACCUGGCUUCGAAUCAUUGCAGCCAACAAGCUGUCUCAAAAUUGACAUAUCCCAAAUCCAUGUUAUUAGGUGGAGAUGCCCACCAAAGGUAUUGCAUAAUCCUGUUUGGCUUGUAGCUGCUGGAGAAGAAAGUGAGGAGGUUGCCUUGCAGAAUGAUAGAAUAUUUGGAGCACUUGAGGCUAUAUAUCCACGGCCGUCGAAUAUACCCCCAAACCCAUUUGUUACUCCUGAUGUGAAAGACUCCCAAUAUGAUGAUUCCCGAACCCAGUUGGUUCCGUUGCUCCCAGUUGAAGAGGAUGAUGCCUCUGACCAGUUGGAAGAACCACCUGUUGGUCUAUCAAGUAGUUACCAGCAGUCAGAUAAGUACGACUCAGCAACAUUCAGGGUCCCACAAGCCUCAGACGCUCCCUUUACCACUGCGCAGCAGCAGCAGCCGAAUGGUUCCAUCAACACCACAAGGUCUGGUGCCCCCGUUGAGCCUGACACAGUGGCUGCUGCAUCUGCUGCUUACACUGCAAUAAUUCAGAGCAACCGAAUGGGAAAUAUGAUUGACAAAGAUCUGCUCGUCGAAAUGCUAAGUGACCCUGCCCAACUUGAGAGGUUAAUGAAAGAAUAUGGCGCGCUUAAGCACGAACAGUCAACUAACAGUUCUGUUGCCCCAAUGGUGCAAGGUCCACCACCCCAGAUGACAGCUAGUGUUCCGGUCUCCUUCCCAGAUCACACCACUACUUUUCACAACAUAAACUCUACACUGCCGCCUCCACCUGUUCUGAAUCGUCUGCCUCCUCCAGCUAUUCCUUCAGCAGUUACCAUCAAUCCACCAGCAAGUUCAAGUCAAGCAAUUAGCUUUCCAACUGGCCGAACCAGCGGCUUGAACUAUUACCAGACCCUGAUCCAUCAGCAUGGAGGGGAGAGGCAGGAGCCACAGCCACUUCAACAGCAUGGAAUGCACUUUCCAAUGCAUCAUCGCACUGUCGCUUCCCAGUCUAGCGCCACUGAUAUUGUCAGCAGUGGUACUAUGCCAGCUAGGGAUACUAAGCAAAGGCCUACGAGGCCUUGUGCUUACUUCAACAGCGCCAGAGGAUGCCGCAAUGGUGCGAACUGCACCUUUCUGCACGAUGUGUCUGCCGCGAGGAAAGAACAGCCAAAGGGAUCCAAAAGAAUUAAGCUAGACAGUAGAAUAGCUGGUCGGUAUUGAGGAGGCUGCUGCCGGUUGAUUUUUUACUGUUCUUUGGUUCAAAAUCCUUUUCCUCCUUUUUCCCUUCAAAAAAUUAUUCAGUAAAUAUUGCGCCCCAGCUCCUUUGCUUUCUCUUAGCCAAUUUCUAUUUGUUUACUAGAAGAACAUGCUCUUAGCCCAUUUCUCUUUGUUGACUAAAAGAAAAUGUUUUAGAAGAAAGAAAAAAAAUCCCAUGAUUAAAUGGAGCUCUGUCGUUAUUGAACCA
Zea mays is the source of this 1800-nucleotide messenger RNA. RefSeq lists its product as uncharacterized. The transcript is spliced from 4 exons. The record is from RefSeq and is marked validated. Gene Ontology annotation, molecular function: metal ion binding. Bases 180 to 1556 code for a protein of 458 amino acids. NCBI's taxonomy places the organism in Eukaryota, Viridiplantae, Streptophyta, Magnoliopsida, Poales, Poaceae.